ACACACUCGUCAGUCUAAGAUUUCGGCCCUCUUUCUUUUGACCUGACGACGAUUCCUUGCACGUCCCUCCCUCCUUUCUUCCAUCAUCAUAUUAUUAUAUACGAUUUAUAGAAUAUAGAAUCGGAGAGAAAAAGAGAGAACCCAGAAAGCAAUUUGGUCCCAGAUCCCAACUUUUUGAAUAAAUCCCAAAAUUCAUAGCCAUCCAUUUCAUUCUCCAAAACCCUUCAGAGCUCUCAGAAGGGAAAGAGGAAGAGGAAAAAAAAAUGGGGUACCCGAAGGUGAAGGUCAGGCAACAAGAAGACCAGGAUGAUCAUCAACCCCUCACUGAUUUUUGCUUUCCAGAGAAGGAGCACGAAGAGUCUCCGCCCACUGUUGCGAGAAAUCCUGAAUCUUAUGUCCCGAGUGUAGUGAUGCCAUCAAUAUCUGCAACUGAAGGAGAAACGAAAGACGACAAAGUUGAAGAGGAAAUCAAACAAAAUAUUAGAGCCAGCUCAAUCCCUAGGCCGCGCGCUGUCUUAUCAAGUCCAGUAAAUGAUACAGCGAUUGGAAGCAAAAACAGGAUCAAAGCAGUGCGAACGCCACCUCUGAAGAAUCAUAGCCUGGUCAAGAACAACCACACACAAUCCGUUCCAUCCCAUAUUACUGAAAAUUCUACAAAAACAAUAAAAUCCAAGGGGGCUUCGGAAGAGAACUCUCUGAAGGGAAGGAAGGGGUCAGAGACAAAUCUUCCAAGUCAGAGGCGACCCCCUAGAACGGGAAAAGCAAGCUCUGUGGGACGUCGAGUGUCGUUUAGUUUGGAUUAGAUUGGUAAUCUUACUUGAGGGAUUUAUGUAGAUAAAGGGAGAUAUUCCUGUUUCAAUGAAACAGCAUGAAGCCUUGUGAGAAUUGGAGUUUUCGCUUUGUUUGUAAUUACAAACUGCCAUGCACAUAAUGAAAUCCAUGUAACGAGGAAAAUUUUGCAUAA
Messenger RNA from Pyrus x bretschneideri (Chinese white pear), 964 nucleotides. RefSeq lists its product as uncharacterized. The transcript is spliced from 5 exons. The record is from RefSeq and is a predicted model, not a curated record. NCBI's taxonomy places the organism in Eukaryota, Viridiplantae, Streptophyta, Magnoliopsida, Rosales, Rosaceae. The coding region runs from base 264 to 803 and encodes 179 amino acids.